This is a messenger RNA of Notodromas monacha, 1131 nucleotides long. The record is from the annotation of a GenBank genome assembly. Lineage: Eukaryota; Metazoa; Arthropoda; Ostracoda; Podocopida; Cyprididae.
AUGACGCACGUCACCAUGAACCCAACCAACACAGUCAUUGAUACGAAGUGGUUUGUUGGUCGGAAGUUCGAGGACAGUAGUUUUCCAAGCAACAGCCAACAAGGUUUCCAUGGUCUGAACGUUCUUGGGAUCAUCAAGUUGAGACAAGAAGAUCUUGCUGGGGGAACUUCUCAUGUAUCCACUCUUUCCAUUGAAAACUGCGUCUUCCGAAGUCUCAAGUCCACUGCUGGUGAUGUGCGCAUUCGGGUUGUGAAGAUUUAUAUCACCCAGGUGAGACGAUUUAUUCCGACCUUUCAUCAAAGUUCUACAUCCAAUGAAUUUUUCGGAAAUCAAGUGGAAGUAGGAGAUAGGCAUGUGAGCGGGUCGUCAUCUCGGAAUGAAUGUCUUGGCGUUUCAUCUGAUCAUGACAACAAUGCUGUCUUGAAUGUGACAAACACCGGAAGGAAGACUCGAGAAGGAAGGAAUGGAAUGGGUGGCAAUUGGUGGUUGCCUCCUUUGCUUCAUGGCUUGUUGAAGUUGGACCAUCAGUACCUUCAUUCUGGCCAUUGUGUCCUAUAUCAUGAACUGCCGUGUCUUCGACUGCUGGUGGAUUUGUCCGUUCGAGAUGAGGACUCGUACGGAGUGGUAACGGCGAAUUGGAUUCCAACGGUCAAUCAUGUGAAGUCCCAUAGGUUGACGAGAGAAGAGAUUUUGGAUAAGUGCAACGAAGCCCUCGAAAUGGCGUGGCCUGAUCAUGUAGAGAUAGAGAGAAAGAGAGCUAUUUUUGGUAUGAGUGUGCCUUCGCUCAGGUGUAAAUUUAAAAUCCCAGACCUGGUCGCGGACCUUAACUUUCUGUUGCCUGAAGAAAGAAUCACGGUGAAGGAUCUGCGUGAACCACAAGCGGGCCUUUUGAACUUGACAAUUUAUUGUACCGUGAGACCCCGAGAUGCGGACAUAAUUGGUGCAUCAAGAGUGUUCCUAAGGUUGGGGAUCGAAAGUCAAUCUCUCUGCAGUUCCGAAGAUGAUGAAGAAGAUGCCGCCCACGAUGAAUAUCGCUCCUGCUUGCUGCAACCACCCCUUCAAACCGCCAUCCCUGCCGAACCGCCACAAAGCUUGCGAACAAUUGGCGGCGGCUCAUCAGUGUUUGAUUAA